Messenger RNA from Aegilops tauschii subsp. strangulata, 5008 nucleotides. RefSeq names its product disease resistance protein Pik-2-like. Gene Ontology annotation, molecular function: ADP binding. The record is from RefSeq and is a predicted model, not a curated record. Gene Ontology annotation, biological process: defense response to other organism. NCBI's taxonomy places the organism in Eukaryota, Viridiplantae, Streptophyta, Magnoliopsida, Poales, Poaceae.
GACUGCAUCGAGCUCGUCAUCCACCUUGAUAAAAAGAGCAGGUGGUGGUGGCACAUGGUGCCGUCCUGGUGCAUGGCGCUGCCACUGCCGCUUGACGAGGCGGCAAGCGAGAUCGAGCAGCUCAAGGCGAGGGUGGAGGACGUGAGCACCAGGAACACGCGCUACAGCCUCAUCAGCGACACGGGCUCCAAGCCCAUCAUCCUCCAGCAGGAGCGGGCGGCGUUUGGCGCCGCCAUUAUCGCUGCGACCACGGCCGAUAUGCUGGCGGAGGCAAGGGGCGCCACCAAGAGGCAGCAAGGAUUCAGCGACCUCACCUGGCUGAUCACCAAGAAGAAGCACGACCACAACAAUGGCCUUCAAGUGAUCUCGGUUUGGGGUGCGGCCGGUGACCAUGGUAUCACAUCCAUCAUCAGGAAGACCUACAACCACACAGAGAUAUGCCAAGACUUCCCCUUCCGCUCCUGGGUGAAAAUCAUUCAUCCUUUCAGUCCCCACCAAUUCAUGCGCAACAUGAUGGCUCAGUUCCAUGUAACCUCUUGCAUGGAACACAGAGCUAUCAUUGGCAGGGAUGUGUUUGAGAAGAUGGGGGCCACUCAAGAAGAUCUCUUAACUGAGUUCGAGCGGAUAUUCAAGAAGAAGAGGUACCUCAUCGUCUUGGAAGGCCUGUCACACAUGGUAGAUUGGGAUGCUAUCAGGGCAUUUCUUCCUGACACCAUAAAUGGCAGCCGGAUCAUCGUGCUAACGCAGCAAUCCGAAAUAGCAACCUUGUGCAUCGGACACUCAUACCAGGUGGUGGAGCUCCGAAAGUUCUCGGAAGAGCACUCUGUUUGUGCACUCUACAAGGCUUCUCAAGGUGAUGGAGAUAAAGACAAGAACCCAGUGGAUGCUGAUGCUGGUAAAGAUCAAGGCAUAGAACCAAUGGCUUCUAUGGAGAACAAAGUUAGAGAGGAAAAAAUCAUGUCACUUAAAGAGGAAGCAAAGGAGUGGCGGGAGGAGAACGAUGGCCUUGUAGGACGUGAGUCACAAAUGACUGACCUUGUUAAAUGUCUAUCUGAGGCACGUGUCCACUCUCUCCCAGUAAUGUCCGUAUGGGGGAUAGCUCAAGUUGGGAAAUCAGCACUUGUCAAAAAAUUGUUCUAUGACACAGUGCUUCCGCUUCAGGGUGGCAAAUCCAAAUAUGAGGAUUAUUAUUGGGUGGAUGUAUCCCAUCCAUUUAAUAUGAGAGACUUGUAUAUGACCCUACUUUCUGAUUUUCAUUCGGAGAAAGAACCAACUGAAGAAUGUCACCGUCUUCUGAAGAAAGAUUGGUGCCUCAUUGUUAUCGAUGAUCUCCUGUCCACAAAGGAUUGGGAUAUGAUACAAUCUGCCUUGGUAUCCAAACAUUUAAAGAGCGUUGUCAUUGUCAUCACAACUGAUCCAAUCAUUGCUGAAUAUUGCACAAAUAAAGAAGAGCUCGUGUUUAAUGUCAAGGCUCUAGAAGCUACCGACGCCUUUGAUCUCUUCAAAAAGCAGGUACUUAAGAAGGUUUUACCAUACCCUUUAAAUGAGCAUGAGAAGGGUGUAAAAGAACUUAUUUCAAAGUGUGGGGGUCUUCCCAAAGUAAUAUCUGCUAUAGCUGCGUUACUGGCCACGAAGACUAGCAAAAGGAUAGAAAUUAUUAAUUCUUUGAAUGACAGAUUUAUGCACCGUCUGAAGACUGAUCUGGAGUAUGACAAUCUACAAGAUCUAUUUGGCUGGCUGAAUUCUUACUUCCGUACUUGUCCCGAUGCCCUCAAGCCAUGUAUCUUCUACCUCUCGAUUUUUCCUCAAGAUAAAACCAUCCGGCGGAGGCGACUGGUAAGGCGAUGGAUCGCGGAGGGCUACUCCAGGGACAGCGACAAUGAAUCUGCAGAGGAGAAUGGGGAGAAACACUUCGCUAAGCUGCUUGAACUGAGCAUAAUUCAGCAGAUAUCAUUGGAGUCGUUGUCGUCGUCAACAUCAGUCAACAGCUAUACAUUCAGUGUGGACAAAGUUAGGAUGGUUAUGUGCCAGGUGAAUGGUUUCAUUCGGGAGUACGUCGUGUCACGGCGCAUGGAAGAGAAUCUUGUGUUUGAACUGGGUGGCAAGUGUGCACUAACCACCCAACGCAAUGGGCGUCACCUUGUCAUAUUGGAUACAUGGAGAAGAGAUAAAAUUGUGUUUGCCAGCAUGGACUUCUCUCGGCUACGGUCACUAACGGUGUUUGGAGGGUGGGAGUCAUUCUUUAUCUCUGAAAGUAUGAAGAUGCUUCGGGUGCUUGAUCUAGAGAAUGCAAAGGCUUUAAAUGAUGGUGAUCUUGCCAAGAUAUUGGACUGGUUGCGUCGCCUCAAGUUCCUCUCAUUGCGAGGGCACACUGAGAUCAACCAUCUGCCAGGUUCAUUACAUCAUCUGAGGCAGCUCCAGACACUCGAUGUGAGGGGCACCUCAAUAACUACCCUUCCAAAGAAGAUCACCAAGUUACAGAAACUGCAGUACAUUCGUGCCGGCACCCUCACCAUCAACAUUGAACCACCAGUUUCAUCCAGCAGAUGCAGUAGGCCUACAAUCAGUGUUGAGGUGCCUGCAAAGAUUGGGGAACUGACUGCGUUGCACACACUUGGUGUUGUCAACAUCACUGCUUCAGGCACAAAGAAAACAGUGAAAGAGCUCCAGAAGCUCACCCAGUUGCGCAAGCUCGGGGUGUCCGGCAUCAAUGGGAAGAACAACAGCAAUUUUUUCUCUGCAAUCAAAGAUCAUGCCCAUCUGGAAUCCUUGUCAAUUUCGCUCAACAAGGAUAACAAGAAAGGUCGUUGCUUGGAUGACAUGAUCUUCCUGCCUUGUACAAACCUUCGGAGCCUUAAGCUAUAUGGGCUUGAAGAUAUGUUGCCAAAAUGGACGGACGAGCAGCUUGAAAAGUUUGAAAAUCUCACAAAGCUGGAGCUGGAGAUGGCCUCUUUACCAGAAGAUGUCAUAAGGCUCGUUGACAAGCUUCCAGAACUACGUAUUCUUCGUGUCAAGCUGCGUCAAGCCGGUGAGCUCAAUUUCUGUGUCAUGGUGAAUGAAUUCGAGGCCGACUCCUACAAAAAGAUCAAGAUUCUUGAGAUUUCCUGCUCUGAAAGUUUACCUGUGAGUGUGACUUUUGGAUCAUCAACAAUGAAGAACCUUGAGCUGCUCAAGGUUGAGUGCUACGGUGGGUUACCGCCUUAUGAGUUCAGUGGCCUGGGAGACCUAGAAGAACUCAGGGAAAUCGUGCUAGUUAAUGGCUCCAACGCCCAAGCACUGAAGCAACAACUCGAUGACCAGCUUGUCAAGGACCAGCCGAAAGAAAAGAAGCCUGUCGUGAAGCUGCUCGUCCUGAAGGGUCAUCAAUCAUAGCAGUUUGGUUUGUUCCAGUUUGUGUUUUUACCAUACUAGCUCAAUGUCCAGUACGCCUUGAUUUGUUUGUGUAAUAUAUUUCUCUUGUACAAUUUACAUUGGCAUCAUUGUGAUGUGGAGGGGACUGUUUAUUUCCUGUUUUCUUAAUUUUUUAACUACCUGCCAUUGUAAUCUCUUCUUGCUGCUUCCAUACUAGUGCAACACUCUACCAGCUAGUAGUAUUUGUACAUGUUUCUUCUCAAUUGCCUUGAUUAUGAUGUAUGACUGUUACCGAGGUAGCAUACUGAUACUAUCAUAAAGAGAUGGUUGGCGUUAUCCAUCUUGCUUAUCCAUUCAAAAGGAUGUCUAUAUUCAAUUUUGAUGUAUAUAUCGAUCUUUGUGUACCUGUCUCCUUUGUAGUUACAAGUAGGGCCAUUUUGCUCAGUUUUUGAAAUGGCUCUGUAUGCAGAUGACAUUUAACGUUGAUCGAGUUAAUAGAGCUAACGACCACUAGCUAGCUGCAGAUUCGUUUGGUUAGGUUAAAAAUCAGUUGAGUUUCUUACUGAUGACCUUGGUGGAACCCCCCAAGCUAGUCUCGGCAUACUUAUCUAGGUCUCGCGAGUCUCAAUCGAUCUUAAUUAGCAGGAGUUCGAUCGAUCCCUCAAGUCUUCUCAGUAAUCUGGCUGACUCCAGUUAACAAUGUCUGUCAGAACAUUAGAAAAAACAGUGCCAAUCAGAUCUGGCUUUUCAAACUGAAAGUGGUACAAUGUGAAGUAAAGAAAAAAACACGUCAUCAUUAUAUUAUGAAGAUCGAGAUUGGCAGUUUGGAGUCGACGAUGCCGAUACACUCGUUCAAGGCAUAUUAAUUACCUAGCUGUUGUGCGCUAACUUAAAUUUUCAUGGUGGAGUCGAUCGAGAACAUGGCCGGCUAGCUAGCUAAACCCAAGGAUGGAUCUCAAGCUCUAACUAAGCAAGCAUGCAUGCAUGUGAGGGCUGUCGACCGAGCUAACCAAUUGAAUUACCAUGCAUCUAGCGAACUACUACACCUUAAGUUAUGCAUGAUUUGUUUGUGUAUGGAGCAGUCAGAGCGAUCGAGCUAGCUUUGCGUGCAGAUCGAAUCGUUGACACCAAGAUUAACGAGGCUAAUCGUGCCAAUGCCCAUCAGCCCAUGUUCAUCGACUGCAGUGGCGGAGCAGGAUAUUAUUUAUCAACUGUUUUCAGUUUCCACUCAAGAACUACAGUAGAAAUUUUUAUGUAUGUGCAUUUUAUAUUGUUUUUUCUAUAGAUGAUAUUUUCUUGUAUGAAGUAUUCUACUAGACUACUACACAUCCUAUAUUUCUUAUUUUUAUUUAUCUGUUUAGCUGUGUCUACGCACUUGAAACAAUUCGUUGAUGUUAUGGAAAUUGCUCCCUUUUUCAAAAAUAAUUUUAUUGUAUAGUGUUAUGCCCUCCGAAUAAGCACAAGACAUAACAAGGAAAUUUGCCAAAUUGAAAAGGGUGUGCGGCUCCAAACAGUCUACAUGAAGGAGAGAACAACGACCUAGGCAUGCACAUGGGCCGUGGAAGGAUCUAAAAUCAACUCUUUGUGGCUUGAACACAUCCUAAAGUUACAUGUAGGUAUGUACAAAGUUGAGCUAUUGAAGGUAUGUGUCAACUUC